Molecule: messenger RNA, 2476 nt
Organism: Mollisia scopiformis
Lineage: Eukaryota; Fungi; Ascomycota; Leotiomycetes; Helotiales; Mollisiaceae
Exons: 3
Coding region: 388-2184 (598 amino acids)
Source: RefSeq, a predicted model, not a curated record
CUUCGACGGAUACGCGCUCCUAGAUUCAUUGGCCAAGUUGCGCAAUGUCCCACUAGUUCGCGAUCAUUAGGAAGAAUUCCGACCAAGAGCAUCGCCAAGGGUAUCUUGUUGUACUCGGAGAAGGCUGAUCGCAGUGAGUGGUAUGCAAGGCGGGAUUGGAACAGGUUUCGCGACACUCUCACCCACCAAAGGCGUACUCGGGCAACCUGCGCAGCAAAUGCACAUGCCGAGUGGUUGCCUACCUAGGUAGCACUCCCGCCUAUCUCUCGAUUGGUGUCUCUCGCAUACCCAAAAUCACGUCCUUCGUGGUCAAGGCCCUUGAGACGCAAAUCAGUGAGGACACUGACUUAUCUUCUCUUACUGCGCACGUCAAAACACAUCAAUGAAAUGUCUGGCUUCGAGGUUGUUGGUGUUGUUUUGGCUGUCUGGCCGUUGGUUAUCAAUGGCAUCCAGCUCUACAAGAGUUGCAAGGCUGGACAGGGCUGGAGCUUGCUGCUAACGGAGUUCAAGACUGAGGGGAUCAUCUACACAGAAUUCGUCUGCCAUCUGCUCGCAUCUGAUAUCUCAGAAGCCGAUUUGCACCAGAUUACCACUAGAAGCAAACCCAAUCAAGGACUCUUCAGAGACAAAAACCUGAGUGAUGGCCUUCGAGAACGUCUGGGAGUUGAUAAGUCGGACGUGGUUAUCAGCACCCUCGAGGAAAUGGACAAUUUGCUCACGUCGCUCACAAGAAGAUUUGGUGUGAAUCAAGUUGAAUUGGAAGCUCCGCCUAGUAGAAUUCGUCGAGGGUUGCAGAACAUCCAAUUGAACCUCCCUGCAUCAGCUGCGAAGGAAGAGUUAAAAAAGCUGCGCAGUUUGAACGGCCGCCUGCAACGAUUGCUCACGAAUCCCCCUGCCUCGAGCUAUUCAACACAGUCGCAGCAACCCAAGACCUCGAGCACAUUGCAACCUGAAGUUCUGAACCGGAUCUCCGCUAAUGCGAAAGUAUUGCAUGAUGCUUUGGUCGACAACUAUCACUGUCACUGCGAGGUUGGACACGAUGCGAACCUAGGAUCACGACUUGUUUGUGCUGAAGACCUGGGAUUUAUGGAGCCUUUGGAGCUCUUAUUUCCCGUUUGCGCAGAAGUCGCGAAGGAGUUGACUGAGAUGGGUCUGUCAUCUUCCUCAUCCAUGGGCUGCACAAGUCCCGAUGCAGUUGAGUUUGAUGCUUUGUCCAUGAGUGAUGCACCACCACGUCCCUGGCAGCCCAGGUUUCCGCCAGAAAGGUCUUGGUCGCAAAGAGGGCAGAGAGCGAGCAUAUCGACAAUUCCAACCUCGCUUCCCAGUCCUGGCUCAUCUCCGCCUCCUUUUCGUGGACGAAAGAUAUCCCUGAGUAAGAGCGACGGCAUGGAACCAAACAAUCUUAUCGAAGACCUUUGCGCAUUCAUCAAGAACCUGGCUGAAACUGAAGUCAAGUCUGCUCCACCGUCCUGUCUUGGUAUCUUGGGACUUAAGGAAAAGAAGUACGCUGUCAAUGUGACUUCGCUCGGUAGCGACUUGGAAGAAGAACCGAAGAGCUUCGUCUGUCUGGAAGAUUAUCUGUCUCCAAAUCGAAGCUGGAAUCUAUCACGACAGAAGCGCAUGGACCUUGCGCUCAGUCUCAGUCUUGCGAUCCUACAAUUCGUCUCCACUCAAUGGGUCGAUAAAUGGUGGUCCUUCAGAGAUUUUUGUAUGCUGAAGGGCGACAAGUCCCAAAUUUUCGUCACUAAGAAGUUCUACUCCACCCAACUCGGAGCCGCCAAGACUGAUGAACCUCUCCACUCACCUCAAAUGUCCAUGUUCUGGGACUGUAUCGGCGAACCAAUCCUCACUCGUCUAGGCUUCGCACUCGUUGAACUGGCUCUUGGUAAACGUCUCUCAGAUCUUCGAGCACAAGCUAGUGAUCCAAAUGUGAACGAUAUGCUUGAUCUUGCAGCAGCGAAGAAGUUGGUGAAUGAAGGGCAGGUGCUAGAGGAGGCUGGGAGGUGCUACAAUGAAGCUGUGCUUGCAUGCCUGACGCACCAGAUCGUGACAGCUGAGGGAGUGACGGGUUUGAAUUCUCAACAUGCAAAUUUUCAGGCUGAUUUGGAGACUUUCAUUGUUGCUCCGGUGAGGGAGUUUUAUCUGACGAGUUGGCGGCCGGUGCAGGCUUUGGUGGCGGCAUGAGUGUGCUUGAGUAUGUGCUGGUUGGCGUCGAAGUGUUCUGAUAGUUUUCAGCGAGGAGUUUGGCGAUGGAUAUGAGGACAGGCUACACAAGGAGUCCACUGGCGGUUUCUUCGAAAUGUGUCGUGAUAUACAUAUAUACCUAUUGCAGUCCAUCACGUGCUGGCACAUACGUGGCCGAGGCUCCAUCUCACCUAGCAUCUCUUUAUCCUCCUUCACUAAUUUCCAAUUUGAUUUUCUCCCACGUUACAACAACCGUCUCAAAAUGGCUCCACCGGAAGACCUCUCAGUCAAA